Messenger RNA from Phaeoacremonium minimum UCRPA7, 1704 nucleotides. RefSeq names its product putative fact complex subunit pob-3 protein. Gene Ontology annotation, cellular component: nucleus; FACT complex. NCBI's taxonomy places the organism in Eukaryota, Fungi, Ascomycota, Sordariomycetes, Togniniales, Togniniaceae. The coding region runs from base 1 to 1704 and encodes 567 amino acids. The transcript is spliced from 3 exons. Gene Ontology annotation, molecular function: histone binding; nucleosome binding; DNA binding. The record is from RefSeq and is a predicted model, not a curated record.
AUGAAAAUGGCACCUCGCAGAGAGAGCUUCGACAACAUCUACUUGGACCUGUCCAAGGAGAACGGCAAAUGCAGGUUCGCUGAUACAGGUCUCGGUUGGAAGCCCGCCGGCGGCGGAGAGCCGUUUACCCUCGACGUGAGCAACAUCGGCGGCGCACAUUGGAGCAGAGCUGCGAAAGGCUACGAAGUCAAGAUUCUGCUGCGCAACUCCGGCAUCGUUCAGCUCGAUGGAUUUCAACAAGAGGAUUACGAGCGCCUCAACAAGAUCUUCCAGAACUGGUACAGCCACAAGCUCGAGAACCGAGAGCACUCCUUGAGAGGCUGGAACUGGGGCAAAGCAGAAUUCGGAAAGGCCGAGCUCACAUUCAACGUUCAGAACAGACCAGCCUUUGAGGUGCCUUACACUGAGAUCUCCAAUACGAAUUUGGCCGGUCGCAAUGAGAUUGCCGUCGAGUUCGCCGUCAACGAGGACGGCAAAGCAACGAACGGCCACGGUGGCAAGGGCAACAAGGCCUCUGCAGGCAAAGACCAACUUGUGGAGAUGCGUUUCUACAUUCCGGGCACCACCACCAGGAAGGAGGCUGAGGGCGAGGAUGCUGGCAGUGAUGCAGAUGAGGAGGAGAAGAACGCAGUCAACCUGUUCUACGACACCCUCAUCGAGAAGGCCGAGAUCGGCGAGACGGCAGGCGAUACCAUUGCGACAUUCUUGGACGUGCUGCAUCUGACACCAAGAGGACGUUUCGACAUCGACAUGUAUGAUGGCUCAUUCCGUCUGCGUGGCAAAACUUAUGACUACAAGAUUCAAUACGAGGCGAUUAAGAAGUUCAUGGUCCUUCCCAAGCCCGACGAGCUGCAUUUCAUGCUCUGUAUCGGUCUCGAUCCUCCUCUGAGACAGGGCCAGACUCGUUAUCCUUUCGUCGUUAUGCAGUUCAAAAAGGACGAGGAGGUAACCCUAGACCUGAACAUUACCCAAGAGGAGCUCGACGGCAGAUACAAGGGCAAGCUGGAGUCACACUACGAGCAGCCCCUCCACCAAGUGGUCAGCUACAUCUUCAGAGGUCUGGCCAACAAGAAGGUGACGACGCCAGCGAAAGAUUUCCAGACUCAUCGUGGUCAGAUGGGCAUUAAGUGUUCUAUCAAGGCCAGUGAGGGAUUCCUAUACUGCUUGGAGAAGGCAUUUAUGUUUGUACCCAAGCCGGCAUCCUACAUCUCCUAUGAACAGACCCAGUCUAUUACCUUCUCCCGUGUUGGUGGCGCAGUUUCUGCGCUGUCAACCUUCGACAUCACUGUGCACUUAAAGAACGGUGCCGGUUCAUCACAAUUUAGCAACAUUAACCGAGAGGACUUGAAGGGUCUCGAGAGCUUCUUCAAGCUCAAGGGUCUUCGCGUCAAGAACGAGAUUGACGAAGACGCAAAGAUCAUCGCGGCGGCCCUCAGAGAUGAGGAGAUGCUCAGUACCGAUGAGGAAGUGGUUGGCCCCAAGGCCGACCGGGGCUCCGCAGAUGAGGAUGAGGAAUCUGUUGACGAAGACUUCCAAGCAGAGUCAGACAGCGACGUGGCAGAAGAGUUCGAUUCGGACCACGAGAGCUCAGGAACCGGCAGUGGCUCGGAUGCCGAGAGUGACGUCGACAACCAGGUGGAGGAUGAGGAUGAGGACGAAGAGGAAGAAGAGGAGCGACCCAAGAAGAAGAAGAAGUCUUCGUGA